UAAAUGACUGAAUGAAAAAUUAUGUUUAAAAAAUUAAAAAAAAAAUCUCGUUUAAUGUGUAAAUGAAAAAACGUAAAUCAAAUAAAAAGUCUAGAAUAUACAUCGCAUAAGAAAACAAACCAACAAAACAAUUCAUUAGUAUUAAGUGGGGCAAAUCAGGAGAACAAUUGUGUUUAAAUGAAUCUUUGUAAAUGUGUUAUUUGUACGCAAGUGUUUUAAGUAAUCCAAAGUCACAGUGUAAAUGAUAUACAGCAACCAGAUGAUGAAAACACAAGAAACAUUAAACUAUAAGAGAGUUUAGCGUGCAACCAAGCGAUGAAAAGCGAGAAAGAGAUAGAGAGAGAGAGAGAAUUGUUGCGGGAGAGGUAUUUUUUCGUUUGUUCGAAGCAACUUAAGUAAAUGAGUGCCUCAGAAUGUAAGUUGAAUGUGAUUGACAAAACUACAGCAAAUAAAACAAGCCUAGAUUUAAAAAAAACACAUGAGCGCAGGUGUUAUUGAAUGUGAGAGAGUCUUAAAAUACGUUUAAAAUGAAUAAUGGUAACAAAUUUCAAUACAAUUACAAUUAAACAAAAAAAUAAAAUUUAGUGUGUAAUCUCAUGAAACAAUCGAGAUCACAAACGGCUGUUGUUAGGAAUAUUCCAAAGAAAUACGCUUACAACGUAAAUAAGACAAACGUAAACAAAAAUGAUAUUUAAUCAAUUGUACCAGAUAAUGAAAAACAGAAGAAACAAGUUCAACAUAAUUCGACCAACGACAAUUCAAGUUGUUAGCUCAUCAUAUCCAUGCUAAGUUUCGAUCCGCCUCGAAUUUCAACGGAGCAAACAGAAACUCAUCAUGAACGAUUGAGUAUUAUCGAGUAAAACCAAAAUAUUUUUAAAAUCGAACUGGAUAAACAAUAAGCAGAAAUUCAUUCUGAAACUAACUGAUGAAAGUAAUAAUCUAAAGAAAAUGCCGUUUUUGGUCUUUAAUUGUGCUUUGUGUUUUAGAUUAUAUGAUUAAUUUUCUUCACAAUGUGAAAAUCAUAAAUUUGUUCUCUUUUUGAUACAGCGACGAUAUUGUUUAUUUCUACAAACCUCAAAAAAUUGUGAAUCAAAUACAAUAAUUUUAUCGAAACAAAAUAAGUGAAUGAACAUUCUUGCCAUUUUUUACAAACACAAGUUUAACUAUAAAUCGUACAUGUGGAAUCGUACACAAGAAUUUCGCGAUAUUUAAAAGAUAAACAUUAUUGUAUUAUAAUUUUUUUAAGUGACGGUUUUUUCGUUGCAAUUGUUUAAAUUCAAAUAAGAUAAAAAAAAAUGAAUUUUUCAUUUCUUUUUUUCUUUGACACACAUCUGUUUUUUUAUUCGAUUUAUGUAUUAGACAAUGUACGAUUCAACUAAUUCACUUAUUUUGUUCGAAUAAUUGGAUAUAAAUUAGAAGAAGAAAAAAAUGAUCAAAAAGAAAACGGCGUAAUUUAUGGUUUUCCCAUGGAAAUAAAUUGAAAGAAUCAUUUCGAUCAAAUACAUUUAAUUAUUAGUGCGAUUGUUGUCGAAUGUGAGACGAGAAAAAUAGAGAGAGAAAUCGCGUGUUCAAAAGGAAAAAAAUCACAUUUUUUUAUUUGUUCAAAAAUGAUAUCAUAAAAAUUCCGUGUCAAAAUUAAAAUUGUUGUUUAUUUCAAGGUGACAACAUUUGUUGUAUACGAUAACAUUCCUGCGAUUUAUGCGCACAUCAUAAUCUUAUAUUUCUCAAAUGUUUGCAUUAAAUAAUAAAUUUCUGACAUGACUUUAAUUAUUAUCAUUGGUCGACAUAUCCAAAUGCAAUAAAUCAAUUUUGUUGCAUCUUACGCCUGAACUACAUCGAAAGCAUAUAAUAGCAUGGAAAUGAUGAUAUUUUCGGUGUCGCUGACAUCGAACAUACUUUCGCUUCUUGCUAAUUUAACCCGGUUUAUGUGAUUCUAAAAAUAGUAUUUUUGACAGCAAUUUCCUCUUUGUUGAAUGAAAAUAAUGUUUGGCUCCCGAUGAGCACAUAUAUAUAAUAUAUAUAUAUCAUUUUGUGGGUGUGAUAUGCAAAUGAAUUUUUGUUUGUUCCAUCAAAUAGUAUGUAUCAUGAAGAAGGAGAAGAAAAUCUGAGUGAAAUCGUUACAAUUGAAAUUAGAUUAUAAGAGUUAGCAACAAUAACAAAGAAAACAAACAAAACAAAGAGAAAAAAUCAUAAAAAAGCAAAAAAAAAAAAUAAUCGUGAACGAGUCUGUGAUUUGGGAAGGCUUUCGUAAUAUCUAAAUUGAAAGCAAAGUCAAAAACAAAUACAAUACAAAAUAAAUUAAUAAAGUAUUUUUAGCUGUAAUGAUCAGCGCCAUUAAAAUCUUUCCUCUUGACAUAGGGAAAUGUAAUUUAAAAUAAUAAUAAUAAACAAAAACAUAAAAGAUGUGUCAGUAAACUUAAAUGUUACUUAAGCCUUCUCAAUUUUUAAAUGAUUUUUUUUAGUUUUAUAGGCAUUAAUUUAAACUAGAGAAACAAAAUACAAAUAAAUUAAAUGAUAUUAAGAUGAUCCAUUCUCAUAAACACACACACAAUCACACAUUUUUUUUCCUUUUGAAAUUCUAAAUAGAAAACAAAAACACUUUACAUAAUAAUCAAAUUGUGAUUGCAUGAUGAAUACAUGAGCCAAAUUAAAAUUGUGUGAAUAAAUGAACGUGGACCAUACUAAAAAUAAUAAUAAUAAUACUAACAAAUCUAAAUGUGAGAAAAACCAAUUCUGAAUGCAUGAAUGUGAUUUUAAUAAUCUGCCAUUUUUUCGGCAUUGAACACCCCGCUUCACUUUUAUGGCGGUGUUCAUCAUCAAAUGCUCAAACUUCGUGAAGUCUGUGUAGUUUCACUUGUUAAUCCCAUUGUGGGUAUCAUCUUUGAUAUAAUAAUAUUUAUCAUCUUUCUCUCUUUCCGUUUUUCUUUUUUGAAAUGUUUGAAUGUUGAAAUUGUGAAAUUGCGAAUAAAAUAACAAACUAUUUUCAUAAUACAAAACAAACAAAUGAUCAAAUUGUGUGAUUUAAUCGAUCGAAAAUAAAUUUAAGUCAAAUUGAAUAAAUGUGUAAAAUUUAUGACAUGUUCGUAGUCAACAUACAAACAAAUUAGAUGAAUGUAAAUCUAUGUGUAAUGAAACUAAAUGAUAAACGAAACAUUAAAAAAAUGUACCAAAAUGUUAUGAAUGCUGAUGAAUAAAUCAAAUAAAUGACUGCAUGAGAAUGAAAAAAUUUGGAGUUUGUUUUCAGCACUUUGUUUUACUUGACCGAUGUGACUUCAAUUGCAAAAUUGCUGUUGUCGUUUUUUUUAUAGCCACAACAAUUGUUACCCUUUUACAAUCAAGUGUUGCAUACGAAUGCAAUUUUGGAAUCGACGAUUUAGCACUUGUAUGGCAUCCCACCAAUGUUACGACAAUUCCACAUUGCGCCAAAUAUGUGUUAUUGAUACUGCUGUUGCAUUUGUUUACAUAAGGUGCACAUUCACUAAAUCCGUUUGCCAAUAUCGUCCAACAAGAGAAAAAUGUUCAUUCGGAAAUAAUGUCACACGCUUUUAUUCCAUCUUUAAGGUAAUUAGAAUGUAUUGUGUGGUGUCGAAAGUAAGUUGACUCUGUUCAUACAAAGGGUAAACGCAAUUUAUUUUCGCGAUGACCGAAUCGCGGAAAUCGAAUUUAAAUCUUGAACAAAAUGUGACGCCAAAUGAACCGCUUGAUUUGGACGAUUUGCUUCCUGUGUUGGGUGAAUUUGGGUGUUAUCAAAAGCUGUUGCUGUGGUUCAUUUGUUUACCGGCCUGUAUACCGUGCGGAUUUUGUGCAUUCAAUCAAUUAUUUAUGACUGAUACACCAGAUGAUUUUUGGUGUAAUGUACCACAAUUGAGUGAAUUUAAUUUGACCGAAGAACAAAUUCGAAACUUGGCCAUACCAAGUACAGUGGAAAAUGGUGUCAUGCAACACAGCAAAUGUGCUCGAUAUGCAAUCGAUUGGGAAAACUUAUUCAAUAUCUCUGACCCAGAUUCAAUUGACUUGCAACCGAACAUAUCAUGGCCGACCGAAUCGUGCCGCAACGGAUGGGUGUAUAACAAAACACACGUGACAUCCUCAAUUGUAAUCGAUUUUGAUUUGGUGUGCGAUCAUGAUAUCUAUCCAACUAUUGGAUUAAGUGCUUUAAACGUUGGUGGCCCAAUUGGCGUUUAUGUAUUUGGGAUGUUGAACGAUCGAGCUGGACGUCGAAUUGCAUACUUUGCAUGUUUGGCCACAUUGAUCGCGGGAAGUCUUAUCACCGCUGCAAGUGUCAACUUUUGGAUGUGGUGCUUCUCAAGAGUAAUCGUUGGCUUAACCAUUCCGGCCGUUUAUCAAAUUCCAUUUAUCAUCGCUUUGGAGCUAGUUGGUCCAGAUUAUCGGUCAUUUGUUACGGUGAUGACCUGCACAUUUUAUACAUUUGGCAUUAUGAUGUUAGCUGGUGUAACAUAUUUAGUGCCGAAUUGGGUUGAAAUGUGCUUAUACACAUCGACACCGUUUAUACUCUAUUUUCUUUACUUGUUCAUUAUGCCAGAAAGUCCACGAUGGCUAUUGGCCCAAGGAAAAUUUGAAGAAGCUUUAAAUAUACUGGAAGUUAUGGCUAGAGUCAAUGGAAAAAAGUUACCGAAUAGUUUUCGUAUAAAAUUGCAUGAGCGUGUCGAAGCAGAUAAAAUGCGUGUGAAGGAGAACGUCAAAUCGCUGAACAGUUUCGAUUUAUGCAGAACACCCAAUAUGCGUCUAAAAACUCUGUUAAUCACGCUGAAUUGGUUCGCAAACGAAACGGUGUACCUCGGGUUGUCUUACUACGGUCCAUCCUUGGGUGAUGAUCAGCAUUUGAGUUUUUUCCUAUCAUCUGUAGUUGAAAUUCCAAGUUAUUUGUGCUGUUGGUUCAUUAUGGACAGUUGGGGUCGCCGUUGGCCACUGUGUUUGCUCAUGAUUUUGAGUGGAAUUUUUUCCAUAAUAACGGUUCUGGUACCGGAUGAAGCCACCUUGGAGACUUUGAUCAUUUUUUUGGUGUCGAAAACAAUGAUUUCAGCAUCAUAUUUAAUAAUCUAUCCAUUCGCUGGUGAAUUAUAUCCAACGUCGGUGAGAGGCGUCGGUAUCGGUACAUCCUCCUAUGUAGGAGGACUUGGUUUAACUGUGAUUCCGUUUAUCAAUUAUUUGGGUAAAGAAAAUUUACGAUUGCCGUUGGUCGUGAUGGGAUUCAUAUCGAUUUUCGGUGGAAUAACUGGAUUACGAUUACCUGAGACCUUGCAUCAUCGUUUGCCACAAACACUUGAAGAGGGUGAAGAAUUUGGCAAAGAAUGGGAUUUACAGGACUGUUUUCGAUGUAUUCCAAUCAGGCCACAGCCGUCAAAUGAUGCAUCUUAUGAGAAUAUUGAUAAUUUGCCACCAGAAUUAGAAUUGCAUACACUGGGCAGCAUAUUAAUGGAGCCGGACGGAAUGACCGAAACGGAACAAACACCAUUGGACGCAAGACAGCGUCGACCAUCAAUGCGACAUCUUGUUCGACAAGCCAGCAUAAUUAACACACAAAAGGCUGAAGGUGCAAUGAAAUUAACAUAUUGGUUCUAAAAUAAAAUGCAAUGAUUUUUUGCUUGAAAUAAUCUUUAUUUAAUUGUAACAAGAUAUAUAUUGUGUAUAAGGGGAUCUCAUUAAUUUUAGCUAAAUAAUUUUAAUAAUAAUAAUUAAGUGCAUGUUUUUGUUGAACUUAACAAUUACUCUGUUACACUGUUCAUUCAUUAAUUAAGUCAAUGCAAUUCGUAAAAAUAUGUAUAUCGACGCAAGAGACUAUUUCCUGUCCAUUCUCAACAAAAAAGAGUUGUGCAUCGAUAUACUCGAAUUACAUUGCGUCACCUAGAUACAUUCCUUUAGAAAAAUAUAUAUUUUAUAUGAGAUAGCAAGUGCAUUAUUAGAUUUGUUUUCAACCAUUUUAAAUCCUAUUCAUAAAAUGUUUGUUUGGAGGGGUUUGAAGGAGAGAUAUGUUUUCUUUUUAUGAUUUUUUUUUUUAAUUUGUAUUUGAACUUAAUGAUUGUUGCAAAAAAAAUGCAUGAUUUAUUUUAAAAUGAAAAACAAAAGUAUAUUUAUUGGAUACACCAGCUAAACAUUGACAGAGACAAAAUAUAUGCACUACGACAAUUUUAUUUAUAUAUAUUAUUUUUAAUAGCAUAUUGUCGUAUUCAUCUUUCGAAUUACAAAUUGAAUUUCGUUGGAGUGGAGGACGUGAGUAAGAAGGUUUCUUAGAGCAAUAAAUGUGAGGAGGAACGCUCAUUCUCACGUAUAUCGCUCUGAAAAACGGCCUCUCGAAUCAAAUUAUUUGAAAAAUGUAAAAAUUUGCAAAGCCAAAAUAUCAUUUAAAAAUUUAAUACAUUUCAAUUCAAAUGUUCGUUGUUAUUCAACGCUUUUUCCGGUUAAUUUGUCAAAAUACCAUUGAUGAAAUCGAUCCAAAUGGAUCAGCUUGAUUCAUUUUGAAACGUUCAAAUAAAUUUAUGAGAAUUGAAAUUCCUUUUGGUCACAAGAAUAAUCAAUAAAUGAAAUUUUAAAUGAGUCGAUAAAAAUAUUUCGAUGUGUGUCAUUUGCAUAUCAAAUUUCUCAUAUUUCCCUCCAUCCCUUAUUUUUAACAAAAAAAUGUCAUUUGUUGAAAUGCAAUACAGUUUCCUAUUUGAUGCAUAUACUCUCUGUAUUACGGCACAUUAUUAAAUGCAAACCAUCGUUCUACAAAAAAGAAUACAAAAAAUUUGCCUAUCACAAUGAUGCCAUUUGCAUUCGCCAAGCUCUAACCAGUGAAAAAGUUCGCGAAAAAAUAUCAUAUAUAUAUUUUUUUGUCCAAAAUAUAGA
This is a messenger RNA of Contarinia nasturtii (swede midge), 6846 nucleotides long. Its product is annotated as carcinine transporter. Gene Ontology annotation, biological process: transmembrane transport. NCBI's taxonomy places the organism in Eukaryota, Metazoa, Arthropoda, Insecta, Diptera, Cecidomyiidae. The coding region runs from base 3640 to 5583 and encodes 647 amino acids. The transcript is spliced from 12 exons. Gene Ontology annotation, molecular function: transmembrane transporter activity. The record is from RefSeq and is a predicted model, not a curated record. Gene Ontology annotation, cellular component: membrane.